CCGCGCCAGAGCUGCUCUCGAGGGAGGGCUGCGCGCACACAGCAGAGCGGGGCUCAGUGCGAGGAGCAGCCAUCAGCCAUGGCAGGCGGCAGCGUGCGGCUGCUACUGCUCGCCCUUCUGGCGGCCGCGGCGUUCCCCGGCGCCCGCGCCGCUAAGAAGGCAUCCGCGCCCAGCAAGGACGCUGAAGCGGCCGCCGUCAUCGAGGAGGUCACGGCCAAGCAGCUUGAGCGCAUCCUCAACGAGAAGGACUUUGUGGCAGUGUUCUGGUACGCACGGAGCUGCCUGACGUGUGAUAAGGUGCUGGAGGAGCUCGAAAAGAUCGAUGACGACACGGACACCUUCGGCGUGGACUUCGUCAAAAUAAACGACAAGCGACUCGCCAAGCAGUAUGGCAUUAAGAACUUCCCCGCACUCACUUAUUUCAGGGAGAAGGAGCCCAUCAUCUACGAAGGGGACCUGAUGGACGAGGAGAAUGUUCUGGACUUCCUUACGAGCCUGGAAGCCAUGGACCUUCCCGAUCGCAUCGAGGAAGUAAACGCUCGCAUACUCGAAAAAAUCGUUCAGGACACCGAAUAUGUGGCCGUAUUAUUCUGUCCUGACGCGAAGACUUGUCCUACCACGGGGUCCAACAGGCCCGAGUGCAGAAAGUGCGCCAAGGCGCUCUUGGAGCUGGAGAACAUCGACGACGAAGCCGACCAGCUGGGCAUCGGGUUCGUCAAGAUAGCCGACGAGAGCCUCGCUGAAGAAUACAACCUCGGGAGCCUCCCUGCAUUGGUCUACUACCGCAACCAGAUCCCAAUCAUCUAUGAGGGUGACCUAACAAAAGAAGAAGAUGUGCUGGAAUGGCUUGUGCAAAAUAAAUCUACAGGGGAUGAAGAAGAUGUCAUUGAGGAUGUCACCUCCAAAACACUGGAGACACUUAUUUCUUCCAUAGAUAACCUGGUCGUCCUCUUCUAUGACAAUGAUGAUGAGGAAUCGAUGCAGGUUCUAACAGAUCUGGAAACCAUUGAUGAUGACUGUGAUCGACAUGGUAUACAGUUUGUGAAAAUUGAUGAUGAUACAGCUGCUAAAGAAUUUGGCAUAGAUGACGUUCCUGCAAUUGUUUACUUUGAGAAGGGAAUUCCAAAUGUUUAUGAUGGGAAUCUUGAAAAUGAGGAUGAAAUCUUAGAAUGGCUGGUAGAUCAGUUAGAAAAAGAUGAGAUAGAGGACGUCACUGAUGAGAUGCUUGACAGGCUCAUAAAGGAUGGAAAAACAGUAGCAGUUCUUUUCUAUGACAACAAUGAUAGAAAAUCACAGCGUGCCUUGAAUGAAUUAGAAAAUAUAGAUGAUGAAUGUGACCAGCUAGGGAUCGUGUUUGUUAAGAUUGAUGAUCCAGAAGAAGCAAAAGAGUAUGGGGUUGAGAAGAUACCAGCGCUCAUCUAUUUUGAGGGUGGAAUUCCAACUUAUUAUGAAGGAAAUCUGGAGGAAGAGGAGAAAGUUUUAUCCUGGCUUGAGCACCAGAUCAAAACAGAUGAGAUUGAAGAUGUAACAGAUGAGAUGCUAGACAUGAUAAUUGGCAAGAUGACCCAUGUUGCUGUCCUGUUUUAUGAUAAGGAUCAAAAGAAAAGCCAGAAAGUGUUGCAAGAGUUGGAGAAUAUUGAUGAUGAAUGUGAUCAAAACAAUAUUGCAUUUGUGAAAAUUGAUAAUGAUGAAGAAGCAAAGGAAUACGGCAUAGAUACGCUUCCCACAAUUGUCUUUUUUGAAAAGGGAAUUCCACAUGUUUAUGAAGGUGAUCUCACACGUGAAGAGGAACUUCUUGGAUGGUUGUUGCACCAAAAAAGGCAUCAUGAAAUUCCUGAAAUCACAGAUGAAAUGUUGGAAAUUCUUAUUGAGAAAAGGCCAUAUCUUGCAGUUCUGUUUUAUGACAAAGAUGACAAGCAGGAUAUCAGAAUCCUCAAUGAACUGGAGAAUAUUGAUGAUGAUCUUGACAGAGAAGGAAUUGUGAUUGUGCGUAUUGACAAUGAUGCUGAAGCAAAGGAAUAUGGCAUUGAUCACUUGCCAACUCUUGUGUACUUUGAAGACAAAAUACCUGCGCUGUAUGAAGGAGAUCUCUUGAAUGAAGAAGAGGUUUUGGCCUGGCUAAUUGAGCAAAAGAAUACAGCCACAAUUGAGGAAGUUACUGAUGAAAUAUUGACUGAUCUCAUUGAAGAGCACGAAUAUGUCGUAGUUUACUUUAGUGGUAAAUGUGAAGAAGGAGAAGAAUGUGAUAACAUACUGGACGAGUUGGAAAAUAUUGAUGAUGAACUGGAUGAAGCUGGUAUUAUAUUUGUCACAACUGAGGAUCUUAGCAUUGCAAAGAAAAAUGGAAUUAAGACAUUCCCUAGCCUAGUCUUUUUCCGUAAUAAGGACCCUAUGAUUUACAAAGGUGAUCUGGAUGAUGAAGAUGAAGUUCUUGCAUGGCUUACUGAUGAGGACACACUUGAAAUACCUGGGCGCAUUGAAGAAGUUAAUACCCGUAUGCUUGAGAAAAUCCUCCAAGAUAAUCAGAAUGUUGUAGUAUUUUUCUAUCAGGAAGGAGACAAGAAAAGUCAAAAAAUCAUAAGUGAAUUGGAAAACAUUGAUGAUGAAUGUGAAGAAAAGGAUAUUUCAUUCGUAAAAACGUCUGAUGAAGGCAUACAGAAAGAAUACGAUCUUCCAACUCUUCCAUGUCUUGCUUUUUACCGCAACAGAUUCAGACAGAUUUAUACAGGUGAUCUAAUGCAUGAGGAAGCCAUAUUGGAUUGGGUGCUGGAACUUCAUGAGUCAACACCGGAUGUUAUAGAAAGUGUUGACAGGAAGACCUUACAGAUGUUAAUAAAUGAUGUUGAACAUCUUGCUGUUUUCUUCUAUGAUGACAACUGUGAAAAAUGUGAUGAAAUUCUUGAAGAACUUGAAACAAUAGAUGAUGAUACUGACAAACAUGGCAUCCAGUUUGUGAAAUCUAAAGAUUCAAAGUUGGCAUCUGAGAUUGGAAUUUUCAGCUUUCCUGCCCUUGUGUAUUAUGAAACUGGUGUCCCUAUUAUGUACAACGGUAAUCUUAAGAAUGAAGAUAAGGUUCUGCAUUGGCUAGUUGAACAGAAAAGCAAUGAUGGUGGUGAUGAUGAUGAUGAGGAUGAUGAUGAGGAUGAUGAUGAUGAUGAUGAUGAUGAUGAUGAUGAUGAUGAUGAUGACAGUGAUGUAAAUGAUAGGAGAAUUGUUGUUAAAGGCGAUGGCUGUUUCUACAUUGGACUUGGAGGGAAAAGCGUGGUCCCCAACCCUUCCUAUGAGCCCUAUCAGUGCUGCCCAACUAAGGUCAAGCAAGGCUCGAGGAUAGCCAAGGCAACUCCGACGCCAGUGAACAAAAAGUUUACUCCCAACAAGUUGACAAACCCAACAAGCAAGCCCACAAAUCAACCUACCAGCAAAGAUCGAAGUGGUGCCAAUGUAAAGGACAAGCCUUUUGCUGCCAGUGCAAAGCCAUCAAGCAAAAGUAUUCCUCUGUCAGAUAAGUCUGAAAAAGUAAAAAAAGGGAAAAAAUCUUUUACAUUUUCAGGUGACAUAGAUGAUGAUGAAGAAGUACUGGACUGGCUAACUAAUCCUGAAAAUAUGGAACUGACUGAUCACAUUGAAAGGGUUAACAGAAAGAUGUUUCAGAAAAUAAGGCAAACGUCUGACUAUGUGGCAGUAUUCUUUUACAGUAAUGACUGCAAGCAGUGUGACCGAGUUCUGGUAGAAAUUGAACAUAUUGAUGAUGAGGCAGAUGGAGCAGGUAUAAAUUUUGUGAAGAUAGAUGACAAGCAGAUGGCAAAAGAAUAUGGUGUGUUUGCACUGCCUGGUGUAGUGUUCUUUAAGAUGACAUCAAAGGAACCUGUAAUAUAUGCAGGUGAUCUUUAUAAUGAAGAGCAGCUCUUAAAUUGGCUACUCACACAAAAAGACCCUUCAGGAGAAGUAAUUGAAGCAGUUGAAGGGGAAGAACUUCAGAAACUUAUAAAAGAAUCUGACUCACUUGCUGUCUACUUCUGGAACCAGACACUGUGUGAACUUUGCAAUACGAAGCUAUAUCGCAAACUGCGACAAAAGAAAGAAACCAAUCAUCAUGCUGAACAUCAAGGGGGUAUCGAAGGGGCAGAAGGAAGUCAUACUGGGCCUGAGACAACCUCUGAUGACAGUGUUGAUGAGUGUGACCAAUGUAAAAUAAUCCUUGAAGAGCUAGAGAAUAUUGAUGAUGACUGUGAUCGGCAUGGUAUUACAUUCAUUAAAACUCAGGACGCUACUGUAGCAGAAGAGUAUGGCGUAUCAGAUUUUCCUUCCUUGGUCUAUUUUGAGCGCGCAAUACCAAAUGUUUUUGAAGGUGAUUUAGCAGAGGAAGAAGAAGUUCUUCAGUGGCUUAUUACGCAGAAGACUGAAGACCGUAUUGAACUUAUAACAAGAGUGAUGCUGGAAGAAAUGGUUGAAAAAACUCAGUAUUUAGCAGUUUAUUUUUAUAAGGCAAACUGUCACAUCUGUGAUGAGAUAAUAGAGGGCCUGGAACACAUAGAUGAUGAAUGUGAUGUCUUUGGCAUACAUAUGGUCAAAAUUCUAGAUCCACAACUAGCCAAGAGAUAUUCAAUAAAAACGUUUCCAGCACUGGUGUAUUUCAGAAAUGGAAACCCUUUACUUUUUGAAGGUGAUCUGCAGAAUGAAGAGUCAGUCCUUGAGUGGCUGAUAGAUGAUGACAACCGAGAACUAGCUGAUGAAAUUGAAGCUGUUAAUGUUCGCAUGCUAGAACGAUUACUGGAAGAAUCUCAUCUUCUGGCUGUAUUCUUCUAUGAUGAGGACUGCCCAGAAUGUGAUGAAAUUCUUGAAGCUCUGGAGCAGAUUGAUGGUGAAGCAGAUCAGUUUGGAAUUGACAUGGUAAAAAUAAAUGAUCCAAAAGCACUCAGACAGUAUAACAUUGUCAACUCUCCAUCACUUGUCUAUUUUAGAAAAAAAAUUCCUCUUCUGUAUGAUGGGGACCUGCAUGAUGAGGAAAAAGUUCUUGCGUGGCUUACAUCACAAGACAUUUUUGAAAUAAAAAAUGAAAUUGAAGAAGUAAACCGAAAGAUGUUAGAUAAACUGCUGGAUGAAAAUGAGUUUCUAGCUGUAUACUUCUAUGAGAAAGAUUCACCAGAGUCAAUGACUGUUCUGGAAGAACUGGAGAACAUUGAUAGUGAAACUGAUAAUUUAGAUAUAACUUUUGUGAAGAUGGCAGAUCCACGAUAUGCUCGGAAGUGGGGUGUUACCAAAUUGCCAGCAAUUGUGUACUUCCGUAAACGGUUUCCCAGCAUUUACAGAGGUGAUCUUUCAACUGGUGAUGAGGUCCUUGAAUGGCUUCGAAAGAAUCGUUUCCGCCAACCAGAAUUGAACCUUUUCAUGUAUGCUGUUAUUGCUAUUACUGUCACUUUUUUUAUCUACACUGCCUGGCUAGUAUCAUGCUUCAAGCCCCAUGUGAAGCAGGCGUGAAAGCACAUGAUACUAGAAUUUUUUUCUAAGACCAAGAUGCUGUAAAUCAGCACAGUUCAUGUGGUGACCAUCCACAGUACAGAAACUGAUGCAGUGACUGUGCUGUAAUUAUAAUUUGUAGUUUUACUUAUUAUUAAAUCCCAGUGCAUCACUGUGAUGUCUUUUUAUAAUCUUGUUUGAAGCUGAAGAACAGCCACUGAAAAUGCAGAGAAAGAAGUCAGUGACAUUAUAUUUGUAUUUUAUGUUGUAUUCUGUAGUAAUAUCAUAUCAUCAUGAUAAGUAAGUCUUCAGACACAUAUAUGGAAUCAGUUAUGAAUGAAAUACAGGUAUCGAUCCAUUGUGUUUCAGUUAAUGAUAAAUGAAUAAUUGAUUCUUUCACAAAGUUUCACUUCAUUGCACAACUUCCAAGCAAGUUGGUUUUAUACAUUUUUGUCCUGUAGUCACGGACAAAUAAUUAUUUACCAAAGCAAUUAUUAUUAUUUAUUUUACACUGUCAAUUCAUAUCAUCUUUGAGUGUAUAUAAUGUAAAUAUUUAAGUACAGUUAGAACUGUGUAGUGAAAUGUUUAUUUGACUAUUCACUUUGUAUUUAUUUUGUUGCCUCUGCAGAAAUAUUAAUGAUAAAAACUAAAUUUUAUUCAGUUUCAUCAGACUAAAUGGCAAUGCAGUCUGUAGGGCAAAUAUAAGUUAAGAGGUAAAUGAUAAUAUUAGUGAUGAAUUCUUCUCGGGUUAUCAGUCGAGUGGUGGCAUCGUCUUGUCGGAACAUUUCGAUGAGUUUCGUACCAAUCAUUAGUGUUUACAAUGCUCACACUUGUAUUUAAUGGGUGACUGUAACUGUACAACAGCUACAAAGUUUUUUUCAAUUGUUAGAAACUGUGUGCACAUAAUUGGUUCACUUCUAACACCAAGAAAAAAUAUUUCAAAAAGAAAUGCACUUAUUUUUGUCACUGAAUAAUCAUGUGUGCUGAUGAAUGUCCAGAACACUCUUAAAAUAAUAGAAAUAGGUUUCCCCUAUGCAAACAGGAAUGUAGGAACUACUGUGUUGACUCUUCUGAAAUUUUUUUCAAGUGUAAAAAUUGUUUCUGUUGCUAAACCAUUUGUUCUGAAGGAUCCUAAGUUAGCUGUGUGGCUCUAAGAGAAAAUUUAAUUCAGUUAUUAUAUCAAGAUACAUUUUAACGAAUGCAUUUAGGGUCUAUUAGUGUGAAGAAAAGGGACCAAUAAUAAAAUAAAGAUUGAAAUGCAUUUUUAAGUAGAAAAUGAAUAAAACAUUCUGUUGGACUGCAGUGUCAAGGAAUCUUUUUAAUUAAUAUGUAACAUACAAGAUUUUUAUUGCAAAACAUGUCAGAGUAAUGUUCUUGUGAUUUUGAAUGAGCCGAAUGGUGAUGUGAGCAGGGACACAGAAUAGUGAAACCAUUUUGUCUCUGGGGAUAUAGACAUUCAUAAAACCAGAAACUGAUGUAAGAUGCUAAAUUUUAGCAACACUGCUCAUAUUAUCAAGUUAUUUUAAUGGAUUUUGUGAACAUCCCCAACAUCAUCUCAGACUGUGCUGUCUGCAAAGAGCUGUAGAAUGGGCAAUAUCGAUGCACUUCAUCCCAUUCUCACACAAGGUAAUUAUUAUAGAAAAUUUGGCAUUAAUUUUCAGUUCCUCAGAAGGAUAAUUAAUCAAACACAUGCAGCAUCUUUUCCUGUCAAAUUUCUGCAUCUAGUCACUGUUUUACUCAGUGCCUUAACAGAUGUACUUUAGAAAGUUGAUGAUCCAAGUACAUCCAGUAUGAAAAGCAGCAUGUCAUGGGAUGGUGCACAAUUCAACUGUUCUAUAGUGAUACCAAUUAUGGACAACAGCAGCUGUCCAGGGGCAUGACUUUGAAUUAGUAUUUUAUGUUCUGUUAUAAAGGAAGUGGCUAGAGAUGAAACCAUUUAAAGCAGGUAUGUGUGACAUACAUUACAAAAUGUGCAGGUGUUCAUUCACCAAUAUGUAGCAACUUUUUUAAUUUUUUGUGCAGAUGUUUCUAUUAGACUCCUGUAAAUUUCACCAGUAACAGUGAUUAGCACUGGCAGAGGAGAGUUAUUUAAGAGAAGCACACUAACUUUUGAUAAUGACUCCAGUCAAAAUUUUGAUGUGUCCUGUAAGGUAUGUUGGAAUGAAGACCUGGGAAAUUGUCAUACAGAUACCAUCAUUUUAAGGACGUGUACAACAUGCUAUUUUUCUGAAGAAAUAGAGUGACUUAUUACAGCAUCAAAUCAAGAGCUUAAUGGUCCCCAUUUGUCCUUGAAGGCUGUAUAUGUUAGUUAAUCAUUUGUUGUAAAGAUGGUAAUCUCAACUAUAGUAACUCUAUUGAAAAUCAAAUAGUGCCACCAUUAGCUAUUUUCAAGGCCUUUAUUAUUGCUAUCAGUUUCAGUUGUUACUAAUCAUCAUCAAAGCACAAAAGAUUUUUCAACUAGAGCAUCUUUUUGGAUAUAUACAUGACUUUCCAUCCCUACGUACACAAUAAAGGUUUCCAGAGCACUAACUACUCAAAAUAUAGAAAGUAUUUCUGAAAUAAUAUAGACUGGUGAACCACCUUCCAUUUUGUUCUGUUUCUCACAGAGAAGUGUGCCUUUUAAAAGGACAGUUGUAUUUUAAUAUCACACCUUGCAUGAGUUCACCAUUGCCCUCUUUCUCUCCCUUACAAUCUCCACACUCUCACACCACUUCUUGCUCUCUCAUUUACAUUCACCUACACUUGUUACUGAUAACAGUUUUGUUUUGUUAUUUAAUGAAAAUAAACUACAAAUGAGAAUAUCUAGAAGUAGAUUUAUUUUCUCUCUUUCUAAUAAAGCACUAUUAUUCCAAAUGAGGGUGAUCAAAACCAGCUCAUUUUAGAUGGUCAUGUUAUGAAGAGUGUUGUUGGCAAGCAUUUUAUAUUGACAGUUUUUAUUAGCACACUGGAUGUCUAUAAAACUCAAUGUUAAGACAAAACAAAUUCCCAAUGUAAAUCUAACAGUAGCCCAUUUUAUUGUAUAAAAUUUAAUUAAUGAAUGUGACAUAUUUAUAACUUAUAGUCACAUCUUGAGUAAAAUGUGUGAGUACAUAAACAUGAUAUUUAAGAGUUAUUUAAAACUGAUAUAACAUUGAGGGUCACUUUUUGCAAUUGAGAUAUUAUAUGCAAGUGACAACAAUUUGGCUUGUAAUUUGCAUAACAAUUCAUUUCAUGAAUGAGUAUGGGAAAAGUAUUAUGCAGUAACUACUUUAAAGCUUUACAUUUGAGUCAAAAUAACAUAACUCUGGUUGUACAAUAGUGUGUUCUGUUGAAGAGGCAACAUUAAUUGUAACAACAUGACUUGUGCAUUUAGAGCAUGGCAGAGUAAUUUUCUAUAAAAGUCAUUCUCUGUAUUUAUUCACAAAUGUUGGACGACCACUCAUGCAGACUUGUAUAGCUGCAUGUGAUUGGCUUCUUUUUUUCUUAUUCUUUAAGUGAGAUAAUGAAUGAUAUGAAUAACUUGUUGUGGGUGUUUCCAGGUGUUGAAUGUUACUGACAUGUAAUGAUUAUGUCUGUGACUUCAGCUGUGGCUGUAACUUCACUGUGCAUUCCACUUGUAGAAAAUAUUGUCAGAAAUUCAUCUGAAAUGAGAAAUAAAUUGAAUAAAAAAUAGGUAA
This is a messenger RNA of Schistocerca nitens (vagrant locust), 9113 nucleotides long. RefSeq lists its product as uncharacterized. The record is from RefSeq and is a predicted model, not a curated record. Bases 79 to 5478 code for a protein of 1799 amino acids. Lineage: Eukaryota; Metazoa; Arthropoda; Insecta; Orthoptera; Acrididae. The transcript has 36 exons.